Gossypium raimondii (Peruvian cotton) is the source of this 1686-nucleotide messenger RNA. RefSeq lists its product as uncharacterized. Lineage: Eukaryota; Viridiplantae; Streptophyta; Magnoliopsida; Malvales; Malvaceae. Gene Ontology annotation, molecular function: nucleic acid binding. The transcript is spliced from 6 exons. The record is from RefSeq and is a predicted model, not a curated record. Gene Ontology annotation, biological process: DNA integration. Bases 1 to 1686 code for a protein of 561 amino acids.
AUGUGUGAUGCUAGUGAUUUUGCUGUAGGGGCAAUACUUGGGCAAAGAAAGGACAAGGUAUUUCAUGCUAUCUACUAUGCAAGUCAUACAUUGACAAAUUCACAACUAAAUUAUACCACCACUGAGAAGGAGCUAUUAGUUGUGGUAUUUACCUCCGACAAAUUCAGAGCUUAUUUAGCAGGCACCAAAGUUACGGUUUCUAUGGACCACUCUGCUAUUAAAGAUAGGAAAGGCACAGAAAAUCAAGUAGUUGAUCACCUGUCUCGAAUUGAAGCAGGAAAUGAAGACGGUAAUAUUCAGUGUAUUCAGGAUGAUUUCCCAGAUGAGCAACUGUUCGUUACCAUGGCAUUACCGUGGUAUGUCAAUAUUAUAAUUCAGAGGUGUGUUCUAGAUGAUGAGAUUCAAAGUAUUUUAUACCAUUGUCAUAUAACACCAUAUGGAGGACAUUCUGGGGGCAUGAGAAUUACUGCAAAAGUUCUCCAAACUAGUUCUUAUUGGCCAAACAUGUUUAAAGAUGCUCAUGAAUUUUGUCAAGCUUGUGAUCACUGUCAAAGAACAAGAAAUCUAUCGAAGAGGUAUGAAAUGCACUUGCAAACUAUUCUAGAAGUGGAACUAUUUGACGUAUGGGGAAUUAAUUUUGUGGGUCUAUUUCCACCUUCUUGGGGAAAUGUAUACAUACUUGUAGCUAUUGAUUAUGUCUCUAACUGGGUUAAGGUUGUUGCUCUACCAACGAAUGAUGCCAAAUUGGUACUGAAUUUCUACAUAAUAAUAUUUUUACCAGGUUUGGUACCCCCUUGUGCUUUGAUUAGUGAUGAAGAUUCACACUUUGACUACAAAUUAGUUGCUAAUGCUCUGAAUAGUAUGGGGUUAAACAUAAAAUUGCCACAGCAUACCAUUCCCAGACAAAUGGACAAGCAGAUGUCUCUAACAACACCAUUAGGGAUGUCGCCUUUCAAGCUUGUUUAUAGGAAACCCAGUCAUUUGCCCGUUAAACUUGAACAUAAGACAUAUUGGGCAAUUAAGAAAUUGAAUAUGGAUUGGAGUGUUGCUGGUACUAACCGCCUAUUAAAGUUGAAUGAGAUGGAAGAAUUCAGAGCACAAACUUGUAAGAAUGUCAAGCUGUAUAAAGAAAAGACCAAACGAUGGCAUGACAACAAGAUUUUGCCACGGAGCCAUAACAAAGUAAAUUGUCCAGAGGUUUCAGGGGAGAAAAUGCUAAAGCAUCUUGGCUCUACAUCCACAGCUUCUCCACCUAUGACUACAGAUGUUGCCCCAUCAACAUCUCACAGUGACUUUAAGCAACAAUUAGAAGAUGAUGAUGAAGAUGGAACAGAAACCACUGCAGAGAAGAACAUAGAAAAAGAGGGAAAGGAGGAGAAAAUUGAAUCCGUGCAUAUUGAAUCUAAUAAGGAUGAAGCGAAUAUAACUCAAACUUCUACACCUGCUACAACUACCACUACACCGAAAUCCACUACACCUAUGACCGAGCAAGAGCGUGUGAUCCAUCAACUGGUUGAUGAUUUUAGAAAAUUAAAAAUUGAUGAUGAUGAAGAGAUGCCAAUAAACCAGCUAAAAAUGAAGUGCUACAAGCAAGUUGUUGGGAAAUCAGUUCAAGAUGAUGCUGGUGAAGUGGAAAGGAAGCAAUGCUACAAACGCGCUACCAGAAAAUCAACCCAACCCAAUUAG